UUACGACUGCCAUCGAUCGAAUCGAAUUUUAUUGGACCGAAUCGAAUAGAUUCGAUAUAUCAAGAGCGUUGCGACCGUCGGUGCUUUACUUAUAAGAGGCCCGAUUCGAAAGAAAAAACACAUACAUGUCGUCCUUUUUUUCGACGUCGACUCCUAAAACGUCGGAAAUUGCCGCGGCGGUUGCCGCCGACAAGACGAAAGACAACAUAAUGACCGAGUCACCAAGGAAUGACAACACACCGCACUAUCACUUCAUCCAUUCCAUGAUACUCCCAUCCACUGUAAAGAUACAAAAAGACCUGAAGGGACGAAAAUUCAAGGUGCGUUUUGUUUUGUUUCGUUUUUUUGGUUGCGGUUAUUUGUUUGUUUGUUUGGAUUUUUUCAUUUCUUUUCGAUUGGAUGGAUAUCGAAAGUCUAGUGUAUAGGAACAGCUGUCGGUGUUCAAUUGUUAACACCAAGCGAUGCAAGAGAAUAAUACAAUGGUUCUCACGAUAAUGAUAUCAUGUCUGUAUUGAUUUUCUGUGGUUUUUGUGAUUUUUUGGAUGAUAUCGGAUGAUUUGCAUUGAAUUUGUUUGUCAAUGAAUUGUGUAUUUUUGUUGGGCGGGAAACAUGCAACUCAUAGGAACUGCAAGUGAAGCUGACAGAGGCAAUUCAACUGUUGCAGGAAUUUCAAUACUGCACACCGGUAGAAGAAAAUGGAAAUAGCAACAGCGCCGAUCGUGAUGACGAUGAAAAUGAUGUUAAUGGUAGAUCGAUCCACGAAGAGCAGGAUCCAGAUUUAGGCGACGAAGAUGCCACUGCCGUAACACAAGCAACGGAGGAGAGUAUGUCGACUACUGCCGAUGGCGAGAACACACAUAAAAGCAGCAGUCUUGAUGCCGACACUGAUGUUCCCUUUGACGAUCCGCUGACGCGCAUGCCCAUGCACAAGGCUGUCUCAGUAGCGCUCGAUGCCUACAGGAUGACGAUCACACAUCCGGCGAUGGGAAAAUCCAGCAGCAAGGCUGCUUGUGAGCAGGCUCUAUUGUGUAUCGAACAGCUGGUGGUUCGGGAAUAUGUGAGUGGUCGUGCAGGUGGUAAAGACGACGACUCGGCUUCGGGAUCUGCAGCUUUGGCAGCAAGAAGCCGCAAGAAUCAACAUCCCCAGGAGGAGCAUACCGAUACCAAACAAGCACCGUCGACAAUGCACCGGCUCUUGGAGGCCCUGCACGAAUGUAGCAACGUUGCCCAGAAAUUGCCGGCAAUCUUGUCCCACGUUGCUCGUUGCACAAAGGCCGUCAUGACGUCUCCUCGAUGUGGGAUCCACGAGGCAAGCAUGCUAUUUGGAAUCCGAAUCGCUUUUCACUCUUAUCUGGUGACAGAUUACGAACCGUGUCGCAAGGCAUCCAAGGAAGCCCUCUUGGACAUCGUUGACUACUACGUACAACGGCUCGAGAGUUGCCACGAAAGCAAUGUUUCGAAAAGUUUGUGGUACACGGACUGCUACUACAUGCUCAGAUCCUUUGUCAAGCUUAGUUCGAAGGAAAUCGAUGGACUUGACGAGAAGAGUAGUACCACGAAGGCCCCAAAAUCGUAUUUCUCCUGGGAAUCUGCCGACACAGUGGAUUCUCUGUCACUACACAACAAAAUUCUGAGUCUGGAGCUUCAGCUGCAGGCAUUCGAAUGUGCAGGACCAAAGUUUUGCAACGGGGACAAGUUCAUCCAACUGGUGCAGUCACAGAACGGAAGCAUCGCCCUAUUCAAAAACUGUAUGUCCCAGUGCACCCAGGUGGCCUACGUCAGCCAGCAGCUAUUUAUCAUUCUUGCGUACAAGUUCAAGAACCAUAUCAAGGACGAAAUCGAAGCAUUCAUGACCAACGUGUUCUUCAGGGUCCUCGAGUCGGAAAACUCGUCUUACACUCAAAAGGCGGUGGCCCUAGAAUCCUUGCGGUCCCUGUGCAACGAUCCCUUUCUACUCUCUCAGAUAUUUUUGAACUACGACUGCGACUUCGACUCGAUGAAUCUCUAUAAAGAUGUUGUAUUUCACCUUGCCCAGCUUUGCGCUAGGUCGACCAUUGCGUCGUUCACAAGCGCUGCUGGGGGGCGGUCCAAGCAAAAAGAGGCCGAAAAACAGGCCGAACUCAGUCUUGCCGGAAGUGAGGUCUUGGUCACCAUCCUACAAACUUUCUUGAAGGCCCAGGACGUUGAAACCAACGACGAAGAGAUCAUCGACACGGCCGGGAAGAAAAUUCGCAAAGACUUACACAUUGAAGAAGUCAUGAUUUCUCCCACACGACGUGCUGCAAAUUUUGCGAAAUACCGGCAAAAGAACUUGGACUUCAAAACCUCGGCCCUUUCUCCUCAUAGCAAACUCGCAACAGAAAACGGGACUAGUGCGAUCGGGGACGAGUCGGGCGAGAAUAGCUUGUCUUCUGACUACCAAAACGUGGAAAACCCGACCGCGAUAGAAAAUGACACUCGGCGACAAUCUGAAUCCAAAACAGCCGACCCUGAAGACCUUACCGGUACCAUUCUUGGUUUUUUUGAAAAGAAACGGAAUGCCGAACAAAAUCUUGAACUUGGCGUCGUUAAGUUUACGAUGGAUGUGAAGAAGGGCUUAAAAUUCUUCAUCGACAAUGGGUUUGUCACGUGUGAUGCCAACGAUAUUGCGCAAUUCUUCUUGGUCAACAAGGAUCGCCUCGACAAGACCCAAAUGGGAGAAGUACUGGGCCGGGAGCCUGAUGCGCCAUUCAUCAAGGGCCAACCAGACCUCGACCCCGAAAAAGGCGGGCCUGGAUUUUUUUGCCGGAUACUGCACCACUACACGAUGUGCCUUGACUUUACUGACAUGUUUUUUGCCGAGGCUAUUCGGCUGUUUUUGUCGGGCUUCCGAUUGCCGGGUGAGGCCCAAAAGAUUGACCGGAUUAUGGAAAAAUUUGCCGAGCGGUACACCUUCCAGAACCCAGACGUCUUUGCCUCAGCGGACACAGCUUUCAUUUUGGCGUUCUCUGUAAUUAUGCUUAACACGGAUCUUCACAAUCCUUCCAUUAAACCAGAGCGACGCAUGACUAUUGAAUCAUUUCUUCGAAACAACCGCGGUAUAGGCGCGAAUGGAACAGACCUCGACCCAGAAUUCCUCACCGCAAUUUUUGACCGCAUUAAAGAAAAACCAUUUUCUCUCAAGGAGGACGAUGUUGCGAGAGAAAAAGCUGCGGAGGCACCUACGCAAUUACUCGGAGACAAUGGUGGACUUCUUGGUGCGGGGUUGAUCGGGGGGACGACGGCCGAGGAGCGAAAAAAGGCGAAGUUCAAGAAAGAACGAGAGGACAUGAUUAUGGCCACAGAGUUACUAAUCAGACGGAAAAAGGGACGGAGUGCAAAGGCAGAAAGUCUGACAGAUGCUGUUGAUCCCGCGCUGGUGGUCAAGCCUAUGUUUGAUGUGACCUGGGGUGCUAUUCUUGGAACUUUAUCACAGGUCAUGGAGAUCUCGAACGAUGAUCGAGCAAUUGCAGUCAGCCUUAAUGGAUUUGUCUAUGCAAUUCGAGUCUCAGCCCAUAAUAAUAUGUCUCUUGCCCGGGACACAUUUUUGGGCUCUCUUGCGAAAUUUACGUACCUUGGAUCCGUCAAGGAAUUGAAAGGCAAGAAUAUUGAAAUCAUUCGAACGCUGAUUAACGUAGCGGUGACGGACGGAGAAUAUCUCGGUGAAAGCUGGGGUCCCGUUUUACAGUGCAUAUCGCAAAUUGCAAGGAUGCGCAUGUCUGCAUCAGGGCUCGACAACGACGAGACAUUUCUACAGGAUAGCACCCACUCAGGGUCGUCUCGUUCUAAGAAGGAGCAGUCUAGCCGAUCCUUGUUUUCCCGCGAGAGCAAAAUGGAUGUAAUGAAGGAAACAGAAACCGCAAAUUCCAUGAGAGUUUUGAAUACUAUCGGCGAGCAGCUCAUUGACCAGGUCUUUUCAUCGUCUGUGAAACUGUCGGCACCAAGCCUUGCGCUGUUCAUCGAGCAACUGAUCGCAGUCGCCAACUCUGAAAUCGAAGGAGAUUCGAAAAGUGGAAUUACGGGAGUAUCAACAACUGGCUCUAGUUCCAAUCACGGCGAAUCUGGCCCAAGCAUUUUUUCGAUGCAAAGACUCGUUGAGGUGGCUGAUUACAACAUGCACGUCCGACCUCGGCUUGUAUGGGCUGAAAUAUGGAGCCUGAUGGCCGGAUUCUUUACCACGAACGGGUCUCAUAGCAACCCUAUGGUCAGCGUUUUUGCUGUGGAUGCCCUGAAACAAUUGAGCUUAAAAUUUCUAGAGAAACCCGAGGCUUCCGAGUUUCACUUUCAGAAAUUGUUUCUGGAACCAUUUCUGCUGGUUAUGAAAAACAAGGCCACACGACCAGAAACGAGAGAGGUAAUUUUAGCCUGCGUAGAUCAGAUGAUUAACACAAGGGUCAACAAUAUAAAGAGUGGUUGGAGAAUCUUUUUCGAUAUUCUCGCGGUCGGUGCCGGUAAUCCAAACAAGAAAGUGUUUAACCACUCUCUAAGCAUAUUGCAAGGCACGCUCGAUAAACACUUAGAUCGACUUCGGAUUUUCGCAGAAGAGGAAGAUUCACAAGGAAAUCAAAGUUCCUAUUUUGAAGAUUUUCUUGCAAUGUGCAAGGCAUCUCUGUCCUUUAUCGAUCUGAAAGGGUCAAAAUCAUCGCACCCAAUCGGCGUUUCAAUGCGAGCACUCUGCCACACAGCAAUAUAUGCAGAUUUGAUAGCAAGCAAGAGGAUUUCACCACCUAAUCUUGAUUGCCAGUUUGAAGACCCCGAAAUGCUAGGAUACACUUACAAGGGACUUAGCGAGAAAGAGGCAUCUGAAAUGAUGCUUUGGCGUCCAUUGUUUGAGGGCCUUUCAAAGGGAGUAAGAGCGACAACGAGGAGUAGAGAAGGUGAUAUUGGGAAUCUGGUACAGAGUGGUAGUGUACUUGCGGUUCGAGCUAUUCUGCUCCGCCACGGAUCUUCUUUCACUGAUCAUCAGUUAGAAGCAAUUCUGAAUGAUACUAUCAUUCCCACUUUCCAAAUGGCUGUUGAGAACGACAAAUCUCCCGUGACUUCUAUUGCCUCUGAGUCACCUUCGAUAUCAGACCUUGAUUUUCUUGCAGGACCUUUGCCCAUUCCGCCAGAUUCUGAUGAUGCCGGGUUACUCAAGUUUGAACGAGUUGUCCAGCAAUUGGAUAGGUAAGCAGGUCAUGCCAUCCCUUUUCACUGCUUUCUUUAGUAGGAAUAAAUGUGCACUUACUUUCUUCCCCUCGUUAUUUUUUUCAGCAAUUCUCGGCAAAUGGGUCCAGCAGAAUUGCUUCUCGAAGCUACUUUUACAGUGGUGAGAAAUGGGGGAGGUGUUGAUCUAUCGGAAGCACAUAAGUUUGCGAAAAAGGUAGGCUAUUUAAUUUCUAACUGUUGUGUACUGAAUUUCCCGUUUUACUCGUGAAAAAUUCUGAUGUGAAAUAAUAAUUUUUUAUGUCGUGUAGGACAUCGGAUCGAAAGGAAGUAUUGAGCAGCCAUUUCCAGACAGUUGGAUAUCUACAACAGCCUCGAUCGCACUGGGCACUCUGACGGAUAUAUCCAGCGAGAUUUUACUUGUUCGUGGGGCUGAAGGGGGCUCGACAUGGCGCUCUACCGUGGCAGAAAUUUACCAGUAUUGGUGCAAUGGAGAUAUUACGAAAUGGGUACCCUGCGAAGCAGUUGUACGGAUCGCUACAGCUGAGUUUGAGCGUUUCAUGACACGAGCCACAGAAAAGUUAUCUACAAAUCCUGACAAAAAUAAUGUGCAUGUUUGGUCAAAUCAUCUUAUUGGAUUCUAUUCGGACAUCCUGGGGAAAAAUUUGGUAGCAGAAGAAAUAAUGAUGAAUUUACUGUUGGAGGAAAAAUGCGGAAUAUUAAUUACAGAUCCGAAGUCAUCCUCAAAAAACGUGUAUUCUGAUGAGAAAUCAUCAUCCUCUUCGUCAUCGGGAUCAUCAUCAUCAGGAUCGUCAUCAUCGGGGUCGUCGUCAUCGGGAUCGUCGUCAAGUGAUGGCAAAUCUGUCGACGAACCACGCAUAAAGGAAGUCAACGAGGAUGAACAGCACGCUUCAGAUACCACAAACAAGCCGAAGGUAGGUCCUUUGGAUAAUGAAACAACUGUCGGUGACGUUGAAAUAAAUAGCCAUCCGGAUAAAGAAGUGGAAGAUGAUGCCGAGGAGAACGUUAAGAAGAACGAGGGUGAAAUCAUUGUUGAAGAGCAAGAGGAAUCUGAAGUAACUGCGAGAGCCCAAGAAGGGAACGAAACAGCUGUUGGUAACACUAAGACAGAAAUGAGUGGCGAUGCCGUGGAUAACGUUGAAAGGCAAGAGGAUGACUCCUUUGUGAAAGUCCAAGCAGGUUCCGAAGAUUCCGAAGAGAACGUUAGAAAGCACGCGAAUGGCUCAACUAGCAACGACGAAGUGGACUCCGAAGCCAUCGCGAGAGCAGAAGGGAAUGCGGGAGGCGCCAUCGAAAUCGACUACGGCACAUUACAACGUCAGAAAGUGGACAGAACCGACUUACUACCCAUUGAAACCUUUGCAAGGCUGGACGAAAAAUUCAAUACUCGAGACUCGCCGAACUGGAUGAAGCUCUUGCCGGCUUUGAAGUUACGGUGUGUGGCGGCUCAUUAUUUGCAGCACAUUCUCCUCUCUUUGCGAGAGGAGCAAUUGAUUGGAUUUAUAUCCCAGGAAACGAUAUCGAAUCUUUUGAAUAUAUUGAGCAGGUCACGAAUAUUUGCAGAAAAAGCCGUGAAGAAUGAGGACCUCGCUCACGCCUUUCAAGAAGCCAUGUUUAGUGAAUGGGGAAUAAGCAACGACAUGGGAGAAGAAGCCUUAGAAAAUGUUGCCAGACUCAAUAACACAAAAGGAAGCGCUAUGUUCUUUUUGACCCAAACUGCCAGUGCCACCAAUGGGGUCAUUCGUCUCCUUAGCGAUCUCUACGACCAUGAUGACACCCUAGGCGGAGAGCAAGAUUGGGAUCGUCGAGCGUUUGCUGGACAGUAUCUCUUGAAGAUCAAGGAAGAUAUUUUCCGGAAAUUUACCGAGUCGGAUGCCAAAGAAGGGCACAAGGUAGACCAAAACGUGUGGCGAAACACUACCGAGAGUGGGGUCAAGGUUGCCAUUUACUGCACUUCCUUCGCUUCGGUGGUGGUCGGUCUGCUAAAAGCCAUGUUGUCAUUCGAACCCUCCUUGAUCGAGCGAAACAAAGCCGCCAUCUUCCCGUUGAUGUGCGAGCUUGUUGGCGUUCGGAGUGAAGAGAUUCGCAAACUCGUCCGACGCGUACUGAUCGAAAAAUUUGGUCCAUUGCUCGGGCUGGGACAAGACACCGGUUGGCUUUUGCCGAUGCGCGAUUCCGUCGAAAACAAGGACUCAUUCGGCUGAGCACAACACUAUCAGCGACCGAAGCGGCAGCAAUUGCUUCAUUCGGCUUGCUUGAGGAGAGAAACCGGUUCCUCUAUUGUGUUGGGAAGACUGGAUGUUUUUUAAUAUUUU
Pseudo-nitzschia multistriata is the source of this 7499-nucleotide messenger RNA. NCBI's taxonomy places the organism in Eukaryota, Bacillariophyta, Bacillariophyceae, Bacillariales, Bacillariaceae. The record is from the annotation of a GenBank genome assembly.